Molecule: messenger RNA, 1632 nt
Organism: Solenopsis invicta (red fire ant)
Lineage: Eukaryota; Metazoa; Arthropoda; Insecta; Hymenoptera; Formicidae
Gene: arg
Product: arginase, hepatic
Exons: 7
Coding region: 107-973 (288 amino acids)
Cellular component (GO): cytosol; nucleus; cytoplasm
Molecular function (GO): arginase activity; manganese ion binding
Source: RefSeq, a predicted model, not a curated record
AGAUUUCCAUAUCAGAAUCAGUCUGCAGUUGUAGGUCAAAGCGCGGAUUAUUCCUUAUAUGUAAUGGCAAAUAACUCUGCGGCAAAGGAAACAUAUAAAGUUCAAGAUGAAUAUGCUGGUUAAAACUCGCACAAUUUCUAGUAAGCUGGGUAUUCGCUAUUAUAAUGGAAAAGUUGGUAUAAUCGGAGUACCCUUUGACAAAGGACAGAAAAAAGAAGGAGUCGCUCGUGGUCCUGAGGUGAUUAGAGCAGCGAGAUUGGUAGACGAAUUGGAAAUAUUAGAUUUAGAUGUGCUAGAUUAUGGUGAUGUAUCCUACAAUGCAAAUAGUAUAAAUGAUGUAAAAAAUAUGUCACAUUUGGGUCAUGUGGCUAGUUGUAUGAACAGUUUAUCUGAACGAAUUCGACAAGUGUUACGUGAUAACAGACAAAUAUUAACGAUCGGUGGUGAUCAUAGCUUAAGCAUCGGUACAAUCGACGGACAUGUCAAGGAAAGACAAAACGUGGCAGUAAUAUGGGUAGAUGCUCAUGCUGAUUUAAAUACUAACAAAACAAGUGAGAGUGGUAAUGUACAUGGAAUGCCUGUAGCAUUAUUAACUUCAGAGCUGGCUGAUUAUUGGCCAUAUUUACCAGGCAUGGAUUGGCAAAUGCCAAUAUUAUCUAUCAGAAACGUAGCUUAUAUUGGUUUGAGAUCCAUAGAUCGCUAUGAAAGAUUAGUAAUUGAAAAAUUCGGUAUCACCGCUUAUGGCAUGGAAGAUGUAGAACGUUAUGGUAUUCACGAUGUGAUUCAUAUGGCACUUAAUAAGAUAGAUCCUCAUAACUCAAGAUCUCUACACGUUAGUUUUGAUAUAGAUGCAUUGGAUCCUCUUGAAGCACCUAGCACUGGAACGCCAGUAUAUGAUAGACUCAGUGUUGCGUCCAGUGUGAACGGUCCAGCUCGCGUACGACUGGCUUGCCGAAUAUCGAUAUUAGAUUGACGAUUGGCCGUCAUCAGUUGACUAUCGGUUGUUGUUACUUUGCCAUUUUGUCUCGAUGCUUGACGAUUAUAAUAAAGUCGUUAUUUUAUAAAGUCUGCCUCUUUAUUUUUCGAACGCUAGUGCUAUUGUGGUUUCGCGAGUGCGUGAGAGCAAUUAUUCUCUCACGGACGUAAUAAUAUACUAAAAAAGAGAACUUAUUUUUUUUAUAUUUUUAGUCUUUUAAUCCAUUAAUCAUAUUGUCCACUUGUCCGUGGACAUUAUGCCUAAUAACCGGUUAUUUUGAAUAAUUUUAACAUUUUUGUUUUUAUUAAUCAAAUUUACCAAAACUAGUGAUUAUUAUGCCUAUCAACCGGUUAUUAUGUAAUCGUAUUAAUCAAAUUAACCUUAACAUAUAUGUAUAUAUUUAUAUACUGGGUGUCCCAGAAAGUGGGAAGCAUUUACUUGGACACAGUACAAUUGGAUACAGCCAAUCACAGCAGCUGAUGUCUAGUAAUUUUCUUCUGUUUAAGCGCUGUAAGUUGUUUGUGUCCAAUUAUACUGUGUCCAAAUGGAUGCUUUCCGCAGAAAGUUCGGAUCCUCUCUUAAGAGCGGAUUCUUUAGAACAUUUUAAGAAAAAUAUUCUAAUACAAAAACGUUUAAGGUAUAAUGGUUUUUAAAUU